This is a messenger RNA of Patiria miniata (bat star), 2849 nucleotides long. RefSeq lists its product as uncharacterized. The coding region runs from base 157 to 1530 and encodes 457 amino acids. The record is from RefSeq and is a predicted model, not a curated record. NCBI's taxonomy places the organism in Eukaryota, Metazoa, Echinodermata, Asteroidea, Valvatida, Asterinidae. The transcript is spliced from 4 exons.
UCUGCCGGCCCCGCGAUCGGGCGCUUUGGCUAUCGGGCUGUCCGAUUAUGGCCAAAUAUCUCUCCCCAUAGCUCAUGUAUUGCCGGAACAAGUAGAGGAACAGUGCUGCAUGCGGGAAGAUUCAAGAGGGAUGACCCAUGCAUCUUUUCCGUCACCAUGCUGAACCAGUCUCGUGCAAAGCGACCGGCCCUGCGCCAGGCCGCAUCACCGCGAAGCGAGCUUUCUAAGGCCUCCGCCAAAGCUGCGACACCAGUCACGGACGAUCGCCAGUUGCCGUGCGUUUGGGGGCAGCCUUUCCCCGUGAACGGCCAGGGAGUGAUGAUCUUCAACACGGACCGCCACAUGAUGCCCUUCUACGCCUGCGUGGAGGACGAGGACCCAAGCAGCAACGUUCUGGCUCUGCACGUCGGCGUGGGCUACGCCUCGUUCGUCAUGAACAGCGCCGGAGACGCCAACCCGACCGAGCUGAGGCGGGUCACCGAGGCCGACACGCCCAGGUGCGGGGUGGAGGAAGGCAAGGUGUCGUACUGGUACAGCUACGACCGCGACAACCUGGUGCUGAAGUACGGCAAGGGCUACCGCAUGGAGGAGAGCACGCUCAUGACGCACGACUUCUUGGAGGGGGUCACGGACGAGGAGGACCAGAUGAAGAUCAGGGAAGACUUGCAGCCGUUCUUCACCGCCGAGGUUCAGAAGUUCGUCAGGCAAUACGACGAAAAAGCCAGCAUACAGAUGUAUGCCGCAAGGGGAACCGAAGUGACGGAGCCGAUGGUUGAGUUCGACAAACAGCCUCUCAUCUGCAACCUCCCGCCGACGGUCAUGGACAGCUCCAAGGCCAACCUGUUCGAGCUGGACAGGGGCGACCACAUCUUCUCUGCCAGCCUGCCGGCGGCCUGCAAAGAGCUGUACUCCAACGUGGCCAACUGCGAGCUGAAUUACACGGAGGUAGAGGGGGAGAAGGUGCUACUAUCGGACGCCAUCCGAUACAGCCUGGCCUACGGCAUCCUGAAGGACAAGAUCGAAAGCAAAGUGGGCGAGCUCGGCGACAACCCAAACGAGACCUACUUGCGCGUCACGCUGGGCAGCAGUCUCGGCAAAUCUCCGGGAAUCCCGUACGUGCUGGAGAUUUGGCCAGGGGGCCAUUACAGCCCCAUCCACAACCACGGCAACGCCAAUGCCGUCAUCAAGGUCCUGUUCGGGUCCAUCACCAUCGACAUCUACAACAAGCAGUCGGAGACCAGUUCCCACGACCCCCUGUUCACGUUCGAGGCGUGCGCAGGAGACGCGACUUGGCUGAACCGCAACUGGUACCAGACCCACAAGCUGCGCAACCCCGGGAAAGAGUACUGCGCCACCAUUCAGUGCUACAAUUACGACGCUGGCGACACUACGUACUGGCCGUAUUUCGAUUACGUGAGCGAGAACCAGACCAUUGACGAAUUCUACCCAGGUUCUGAUUUUGGCUUUCUCGAAAUGCGUAGUCAGGUCAUGAAGGAAUACACUGAUUUUGUAUACGGCACUAGCUCUUAGGUUGCUUGCGCAAGUUUUUUUCAGCACGCAAUUGACACAAGUUUGGGUUGUUUGUAAUUCCUUUAAUGUUUGUUUAAUUUUUCAUCCUAAAGGCCUAAAGAAUCCUUUGUCAUUAUAGGGCCUACACUCGUUCACAUUUCAUGAAGCUGAUUUCGAUUAAAUUCAGUUUGAUUAAAUUUGAUUGCUUCGGUUCGAUUAUAGAUUGGUCUCAGUUUUAAUUUAGCCUGCAUUUAGUGUACUUAAUUUGAUAGAUUAGUUUUGACUGGAUUGGAGAAAAUUAAAUAUGAUAUCGUAUUAUUUUGUAGUUAGUUUGGGUGACUUGGUUUGAUACGAUUUGUAAAAGUUCGAUAUUAUUUUUUUGGCUUUGAAUGUUUGUUUGGUUUUGUUUAGUAGCAAAACCUCAAUUUUCAGGACAAGGAGUGAGCCUAAGUGUUAAUGUAGGCCUAAAGAUUUAAAACAAAAUACUGUAGGUUCUUUUUUGGUGGUUUUAUUUCAAUUCUUUUGAGGGUAAUUAUUAUCUCAUGUUAAUGAAUAAGACACACAUUAAAGUAAUCAGGGACUGGUUUUCCGAUAAACCACCCAUGAUACGCCUGCACCUUAAUAUUUUCAAAAGAUGGAAUUUUUGUCGGGGUGAUUGAUAUUGGUAUUGUGUUUUGCCCUUCACCGACGUAUUUACUUUAUUCUCAGUGUUGUCACGAGUGAUUGUGAAAAAAAUCCCUUGAGACAAUCAACUAAAUAUUAAAGAAAAAAUGGCGGAGAUCGGGGGGGGGGGCGGAAUCUGCCCCCUCCCCCGGCUGAGAGAUGGUCAAAAUAACCCGGCCCUUUUAGGGUUAAAAUAGGCACGUGCGCACGUUUCCCUUGGUUCCGGUGCAAGACCACUAGUUUUAUUUAGCGCGCCCUUUCUCAAAAGAAACGUUCAGUUGUUGUUUGACGUUUUUCUCACGAAAUGGAAUCUUCUUAUGUAACACAUCAAGACCGAUCACUGGCCGAACUUACAACUUAAUACAGCUGGGCCUGGUGGGCUCGGGUUAUUGCCCAAGUAACGAGUGGUUCAUGAUUUUUCCACGGAGGUUGACUUUCUGUUCUUUCAUUCGGUUUGUAUUUUUCGCGUUUAAAAUAUUAUAUUUCUUUCGGUUAUAUUCUUUUUUGUUGUUUGACGGUUUCACAUCAAAUUUAAUCUCAUAUUUUUACACAAUCAUCAUGACAAAACACUGGACGACAUUUCAAUUUUGAAAUACAGAACAAACUCGUUUUGGGGGCAACAACUCAAAAAACAAUAGGGCCUAGAUGUAUUUAAUUAAAAUUUUAAACACCUUGCA